Messenger RNA from Racocetra fulgida, 255 nucleotides. The record is from the annotation of a GenBank genome assembly. Lineage: Eukaryota; Fungi; Glomeromycota; Glomeromycetes; Diversisporales; Gigasporaceae.
GAAUGCCAAAGUGAUGUUCAAAAACCUGGAGAGCCGAAGGAAUACUCCAAGAACCCCGAACCUAAAAGAGAAUCAUCCAGAAAUGAUAUUAAUAUUUCAAAAACCCAGAGAGCUGAAGGAAUACUCCAAGAACCCGAACCUAAAAGGGAAUUAUCCAGAGAAGAUGUUAAUAAAAAACCUGAACCUGAAAGAGAAUCACUAGAAAAAAAAGAAAAUAAUAUUAGUGUAAAAAAAAAACCUCCACUUAAUGAUUAA